Gallus gallus (chicken) is the source of this 10787-nucleotide messenger RNA. RefSeq names its product syndecan 4 (gene SDC4). The record is from RefSeq and is a predicted model, not a curated record. The transcript is spliced from 5 exons. Bases 8243 to 8755 code for a protein of 170 amino acids. Gene Ontology annotation, biological process: cell migration. Lineage: Eukaryota; Metazoa; Chordata; Aves; Galliformes; Phasianidae. Gene Ontology annotation, cellular component: cell surface; membrane.
GGGCAGAGCGGCUGUUAUCCGCGUCAGGAGUCGGAUUCUGUUCCGUUCCGAUUCAGCGCUCCGCACCGCCUCGCUUCGCCAUGCCGCUGCCCCGCGCCGCGUUCCUGCUCGGCCUCCUGCUGGCCGCUGCCGCCGCCGAGUCGGUGAGUGCCGCUGCCCCCCGGUGCCCGCAGCCCCGUGCCCGUGUGUGCCGCUCCUCCUCCUUCCUCCUCGCCCCUCCUGCCUUCUCCUAUCGGUGGAAUUAGCGCGGGUGCGUCGUAGAGAACGAACCGCUCUCCAUUCCAGCUUUGAUCUCCAACUGCUGCUUAUGGACUUCUGGCCUUUAAUCCCUCUUUUAUUGCCGGUUUAUGAUGGCUUAGGCGUGCAGUGCGCUGCCGCAUCUGGGUGCGUGUUCCUGUCGUAGCAGGACGUGGCUGUGUCGGUUCCUGGUGUCCCCGUGGCUCUCGGACCAACACUGCUUUUCUAAGGGAAUGGUCGAAUAAUUUAAGACUCCUUUAAACACGAGAAAGUAAAAUAAAGGAGUUCCAGUGCUUCAAGGUGGUACGUGUGUGGUCUUCCCUGUUGAAGCAGAGGUUUUGGGGGGGUCUGCCUUCCCUGUUUGUUUCUCUGUUUGUGUCCUUCCCUACAGCACAGGAUCUCUGUGUCUGUUCGAAGGAGUUGCUGGUGUUAAUAUAAUAACUGCAGGAGCUGUGAGGAUCUCGAAGCUAGGUUUGAUUAUCCACAUUGCUCUGUUCUGCGUGGAUCUGGGUGUGCAGAUAAGCACUGGGCACCCCUUUCCAGUAGGGCAGGGUGGGGGGCUGCUGGUUGUGGAGUAGGAACGUCCCAUAGAACGCCAGCAGCAGUUGUCAGCUGCUCUCUGCUGAGGCCGACCAACCCCAAUCCACUUUGCUCUAAUCUGGUGCCUUUAUCCCUGCUAUUAAGCACGUGAAUUGCGCCUUCAAGAACUGGCCCAAACCAGUAGGGCAAACUUCUGGGGCAGACAGCAUCUGGAAGCGGCAUUGACCAUGUUUGGUAUGAAAUGCAACUUGGUGUCCCUGGGGAGCGGAGUGGACUGCGAGCAUCGGAUUUCUGCAAAGACAACCAAUUCUGAACAGAUGGAUUCUGUAGAUCCUUACGCGGGGCCAUAUGGAGUGUUUGUCAGUGUCGUCUUGGCUGCGUCAGGCGGGCUGUGCGCUCCAGCAGUAAUACUGACCUACUCCAGAGCCUUAUGCAAACAAACAGUUUGGGUUUCAGGCUGCCGGGGAGGAGACGGGAUGACAGGGUUUGGGAGAGCUGCUGCUGCUCCUCCUCCUCGUUUUUAUAGCCUUGCCAAAACGUGCAGGGCUGCACAGCAUGCUGCUCCCUGCCUUCUGUGCGGGCAGGGUGAAGGCAGGUAGCUGUUUCUUCACAAGACAGGGGUUGUAUUUCUUGUGCUUACGUAAGAGCAUGGCUUCUGAGAGUGAUUUGGUGCCUGAACGUUUCCCUGAGCCUGUGCAAACAGAAAUGCUUUGGCUCCUUUCCCCUCGCACGGCUCGUUGGCGUGGAUGGGAUUUGUCGGUGUGAAGCAAUCCUGGAUGUGUAAAAGGGUGGGGACUGUGAGCAAGGUGCCCGAGCGUGACGUUGGUGCCGGGGUGGUGGGGGUGGCUGCAUUACUGCAGCUCGGUGUGAGGACAUCGCCUUGUUCCCUGCUGGGGGUGGGGGCUUUCCAGAUGGAUCUGUGGUCCUCAGCCCUCCCUGAGCAAGCGCUUCGGGGAGUAAAGGCUGUAGGGAGGGCUGUGCUGGGCAUCUGAGGGGCUUUGGGGAGAUGGGCAGGAAGCCAGCAGUGCAGCUAAGGUACGGGGAUAAGUGGGGAUGAGGAGGAGCAGGGCAGCAUUGCAGAGCUUUGCCUGUGCUUCUGGCAUCCAGCUGGCCCCUGGCAGGAUGGGGGGAGGCAAGAAUGUUCCCAUCAGUAGUGUCUUUGCUGCAGGCUUGGGCUGCUCCUCUUGUUAAUGCUAUUGAAGAGGACUGCUUCUGCUGUGAGUUCAGCAGUGCGAAUGGGCUGAGAGCUGCAGCUGUCCUGCUUGGCUGCCUCAAAGAAAGCAGAAAGUUUCCACGCAGUGCUGCAUUGUGUUCGUGCAUCCCCAGCAGCACAGCCGAGCAGAAAUCCAUCCUGGAAGCUGCUGUAUGAGGAGGGUGCAGGGAGAGGGGGACGCCUCGUGCUGGCUGUGGGCUCCAUUUCUGGUUUAAGGCAAUCGUGCUUGGAGGGCUUCUGAUUGGCAAAGCUGGUGUCUUGUUGAUGAUAGCCAUGUUUGGAAAGUAGUACAGCAUUAUUAAUGUUAAAACCGGUUUGGCUUGUCCUGCUGCCAUUGAUCCCCCAGGCCUGUUCUUUCUGCUCUUUGCCCAGUUUCUCAUCUGUCCCUCCCAAUCAAAUCAAGACACAACUAUCAGUGUGUUUUACUUUAUUUUACUUAAUGACUUGGCAAGCCCGUGGGGCAGCUGAAUGUCUACAACAAAUCCUGGCUUUUGCUUUGGCCUACCUAAAAUGCAGAGCGGUAGGAUUGGAAGUGGGAGGCAAUGCCCCUUGCUCCUGAAGGGAAGGAACCUGUGGCUUUCGGUGGCCAAACCUAGAGCUGAUUGUCAUGAUGAAUGCUGGGAAGGUGUGGAAGGCAGUAUGCUCUCCAAUGCUUUGUACCUUGUUGGGAACCGCUGGUGGGAUGGAGACUUGGGGCUGAACUUUGGGGCUCGUUGGCUCUCAGAAGUUUGGGCAGUUGGACAAUGUGACUGCUUGUUUUCCUGCCCCUCCUGCUGCUGUCUCCCAAGACCUUGGCAUUUCAAGGUCCUGCUGAGGUCUGUAUCCAGUCCAACAGUUGUGGAAAUGUUUUUUCCUAUGCGUCUUCACCUCUCCCCUCCUCUCUGAGCCUUUGCUAUUGCCUUGUGCCCCUGAAUGUUUGGGGUCAGGAGACUGUUCCCUGUUCUCACCAUGCCUCCAGCGGUACCCAAUGUCCCCCUGCACCGGUGUUCUUGGAGUGGCCCUCUGCUUUUCUGAUGCACUUGUCCCAUUUCCACCACGAGGCUGGAAGCUGCUCAGAGUGCAAACUUCAGCAGAAUUCUUCCCUUCUGACUCCCACUGCUGGGAAAUACUCUGGAAGCGUGCUGGCUGCCUGAUGGCUCAGGGCUCCCCGGCUAACACUUGAGCUAGAUAAAAAUGGAGCAUCCAUCCUGUGAAGCGCUUCUUUGCUUUCACGUUAAGACUUAUCCUCUCCAUCUUGCUCUUGAAUCCUUGCAGAUGGAUUCUCCCCUCUCAGCUCAGUACAGCUUGUUCCUCGAUGCCCUAUGACGACAGAGGGGUCCUGCUGCUUCUGUAGCCUCAGAUGUGAAGCGAAUGCAGCUGAAGCACUAAAACUGGACAGAUCCAGCACGUCCGACCUCUGGGCUGCUGUUGUGGAGAGUGUGUGACUGUUUGUUGAGACUGUGCGGAAUGCAAACACUUCAGAUUAAGGAUUCAAAUGAUCUGCACUAGAAUGAGGCCGUUGUGAUGAAACUGGGCUCGGUGGCUCUGAAUAGACACAGCAGCCCGGUUGGAGCUGGUGUGUAAUGAGCUACUGCGCUGAGGGGCUGUGCAGGAUGCCAUGGUGAUGAUCUGUUAGGGCUGCACUUCUGGGUUAGUUUGAGUUUCCAUUUUUGUUUGUUUUUUUUUCCUCUCUUCAAUCACGUACUCAGAUGUCCGGUAAGUGCUGCUACCUCAGUCCAGCUCUGCUGUGUGCCGCCAGCCCUGCAGCAGCAGUGUGUGACUCAGGGGUUCUGGCACUCAGCUCCCUGAGACCGCUGUCACUGUGUGAGUAACGGCUCUGCCCCGGCCCCAGUGCGGUGACUCAGACUUGCUUGGCUCUGGGGCACAGUGCUGGGUCCCUUAUGGGGGGACAAGAGGGGUAAGCGUGGAGCUGGUGCUGCUGAGCAGCCAGGCUGUGCUGUCUGACUGCUGCCUCCCAUCUCGCCUGUCUCAGUUUGUUGCUCCGGUGGGUAAAAAGCUGUUGCUCUCUGCCACGCUACUGCUGCCACUAGCUGAGUUAGCGUUGGCAAAGGCUUCUGAGAAAUCAGUGUUGUCUCAAGCAGCCACUGACUUGCUCUGGCAGCUCUGUGGGCGCUGCCUUUUCAGACAGAUAAAGCUAGAUGGGGAGAGGAGGGCAACACUAUCUGAAGUGACCGCGAGCGCUCAUAGCGAGGCAGAGGAGUGGGAAGUCACGGAGAGGAGGCUAAGUGCUGAACUCUGAAUCUAGAGAAAAUGUCAGCGUGGGAGGGGGAGGCACAUAAGGCAUGGCUACAUUGCUCUCGGUUUCCAAAGGCUGUCUGACUUCAAAAAUACCCUUAUUGUAAAAGCCUUGCCUUUGCUAGAAAUACGUGCUCGUGUCGGUUGUAUCCUUGAGCCCUUUGAGGCUGAGACUCUGCUUACAAAACCCCGAGUGGUUCUUGUUAGACAAAUCAUUGGGAUAACUGAAAAAUCAAAGCUGUUAAUUAAAAUGUCAGCGAGACACUCCUUGGGGUGGGAAGGAGACUGCUAGGCACGCAGUGCGUUACCCACACUGCCAGUGUCAUGUAGCAAAACCCAGGUUGUUUCUUGCUUAAACAAAUUGUGUUCUGUUGGUCAAACAAAUUCAGUCUUGGGAAGGAUUUCUCCCAUCCAAUGUUGCCCUGCUUUCCCUGCUGAGAGGGAGAGGGUGUCUCCAUCGCAGCGGGAGCACAACUGUGCUGCCUGUCUGCUGUAAAACCCCAAAGACAAAGUGCUGUGGCCCUGCCCUGUUUACCUUGCUGGGAGGCUGACCCUGCGUCCUGCCCUUUGGCUGCAGUUACAGUCAAACUGUAGCAAUAAAAAGAGCUGUUGGUGUGCAUUAAUGACCGCACUGGGAAAGUGCCUGCCUUGGACUUGCAGCAAAACAGGCUGAAUUGCAGUGGCUGGGGAUCUCGAUGUGCCUCGGGUCUGGCUUUGCUCUUGAGAGCCGUGGGGAGGUGGGAUGCUGAGCUGGGAGCAGCGGGGCUCCUGUGGGUGGGGGGAUGGAUCCUGGCCAGCGUGGUGCAAGGGGAGUUGCAGAACUGCUUCUGGGGGCUGGAUUCCCCCUUCAAGAGCAGAGAAGCUUCUACUGGCCUCCUACCUCAAAUGGAAAUACGUGGAGUUAGUACUGAUGUCAGGAGCCUGGGCUCCGAGGACUCUGUUCCCAGUGAAAUAAAUAUUUAUUACAAGUGCACGGUGCAGAGCAGACUGUGGAGCCAGGCUCUUGCAGGAGGCUGUUUAUGUGCGGGCUGUUCUUGGCGCUAAUUCCAAAUUUCCUGAGGCUGAGUAUGAGGAGCUGGUACCGUGCAUUGGUUACUAAAUGACUUGUUAGUCUGGUUGGGUGCAGGCUGCACAGAGCUGAGGAAGGAGGGAGCGAAGCAAUAACUUUGUCACUGCCAGGAGCAGAAGGACCGUGAGGGUGCAGAGAAGCGGUGAGGGAGUGCUGGGAAGCUGCUGCCAGCCCACCUCUGCUUGCCGAGGGCAGGAAACAGGGCCCGGAGAAGGGAGUGCUGCUGGGAGCAGGUGGGUCCGCAUAGUGCUGCAGGAUGGGCUGCGUGGUCUGCAACAGCACUGCUGGCUGCAUGCUGGCCCCAAGCCAGGGUCACCUCUGCGCAGCCACCGAUGGCUCUAGUUAAAGAAACAAAACAACACAACAAAAAGCUCCAUGCACUGAAACUCCAAUCCUUACCGUGGUAGCUAAGAAGGGAAAAUUCCUGCUGUUGACAUUUUUGUUCAUACUAAUGCUUACAUAGGUAUAGCCUGAUAGCAGAGUGGUCCCCCUCUUUCAUCCUGAGUGCUUUCAGACUGAUAACUUCCUCUGCUGCAUGCUGUUUGGCUGGCAGCUGUACCAAUAGCACAACCCAAAAUAGCCCAACCUGGGCUCAGCUGAGAUCUUUGGGCUCCUAUUUCUGAUUAGAUUAAAGCGGCUGGUGGGGGAGAGGCAUUUGUAGGGCACAGUGCUGGGAAUCUUGGCUGCACAAACAAGCUGAUAGCCGCCUGGGAAAGGCUCUGUGCUCCUGAGCCUUUGAAGUCUGUGUCUGCCCAGCUUAGUCUGCUAAUGUGCUGGCAUGAGGGAGUGCAGAGAGCCUGACAGUGCACCUCACACGCUUCUUGCUGAGUGGAAAUUCUGCUUGCACGUGUGUUGGGAAAUACUGGGUGUUGUAUUCUAGGGAAGGGCAGCGAGGGCAGGCCUCGCCCUGGGACAGGGGGAAGCGUGAUAUAUGAAAAGUAUCCCAAGCUUGAGAAGCAGCCCUGGAUGGGGAAGCUGGUGUGCUGGAGCCUUUACGUCCUUCUUGAUUCUUCUACCCCCUGGGCAGGGAUCCCAGGGGAGCUUCAUGCAUUAGAAUAGACAACUGGGAGUCAGUUGAGAGUCCCAAAGCUGAACCCCCCUUUUUAGCCUUGAAUAGAUUUCUCCUGAACUGAGAUAUCAGUACUGAAGUAUAUGAGCUACUUACAAUUAGAUUUACAACAGCGUGGAAACCCCAUUGAACUAGAUCUGAAUUCCUGUCCCUGACCUGGAGAACCUCUCAGGGCCUCAGCAUGGCACCAUUGCAGUUGUUUUCCUCCCCAAGUCACGUGAGCUCCCACUUUCCUCUGUUGCAGCCUUCCUCCUAACCUUAUCUUUAUUUGCUUCGGGGCAAGUGAUUGACACCCAGCCGUCUGCAGCCUUGCUGAGCUCUGUAGCCUCUGGCUGGAGGGGGCAUCUGCCUCCUGCCCGCCCUGCUGUCCUGGCUCUGUGGGCUCUGGAGCCGGGCGCUGAGUCCUCCCUGCAGUUAUUUGGUCACUAAACAGUUCUCAGCAUGUGCCUGGCUGGCGAAGGGCAGCAUCUUUAUGGCUUUGCUCUUGGCUGAUAAUCGGGAAAGAGCAGUUAAACAGGAAUUCAUUCCUUUGUAAUCUCUGUCCUCCUGUUUGGUGCCGUGUUGUUGUCUCAAGAGAGAGUAGCUGUGUGUGAGCAGUCCAAGGCAGCCGACGUUUGACUUGGUGUGUGCAGGAAAGCCUACUUAGCAAGCUCUCCAUCCCUGUAGAGCCCAGGAGGGCUCAACCCCAUUGCAGGGAAGGGAUCACUCCAUAGAGCAGGUCACACUGCAGAGCCCAAGAUUAGGGAGUCAUCGGGACGGGGAUUACGGCUUGGCUGCUGCGUGAGCCCUGGGAGAGCUGCUGGCUGCAACAUGGCUUAAAGAAUCACGGGGGAUAUGCAGGCAGGGGACGUGGGCUGGGCUGUGUGUGAGUGCGGGGCACGUGCUGCUCUUCUGGCCAUGUGUAGCAUGAGGUCUGCUGGGCUUGGGUAGCCGGGUACAUACCUGCUUGGACACCCCCUGCUUGGGGGUGCUCCUCCUAAUGACAUUAAACAAGUGAUGCUUUGUCAGCCCACGUGUUCCUCUUGCUCUGCCUUACUGAGCAAGGUGCUGCUCCUUGCCUGUACUACUAAGCAAAAUGACAUAGUUCUAUAUGCUCUUGCCUUACCCAUCUGUCAAGAGCUGCCUCUAAUAACUUCCAUUUUAAGUUAAAAUGGGAAGAUAGAGCUGUCCUUGCCUGUUUCCUGUGUGCUGAGGAGGAUGGCUCUGGGUGUACUCACCCCUUCUCAGUGCUGUGGGGUCCCUCAGCUCUCCUGCAAGCUUCCAAACCUUUCUGGGGAAAAGCUCUGCCUAGAGGCUGCUGGCGGAGUGCACUUAUACCCCUCUGCUGUUUCUUUUCUGUGGCUGUCUCCCCUCAACACAGCAAUUUCCCAUAGAUCUGUCUGACUGGAGACCCAGUCCUGGCUCCAGCACAUACCUACGUGCACCCGGGGCUCACACCGUGGAUGUAUGAGGUAGUCUGAGGUGCUGUUCUUCAACCCUGGCCAUUGAAGUGAAACGAGGUGAUUCGUAUUGCCAUCCUCUUGUGCCCAGAAAAAGCCGCAGGAGAACCUUAGGUUUAUCCCUGCAGGCUGUAAAGAGUUAACAGGUCUGCACCUCAGCCACUCCGUUUGCAACCUCCCAGGCUGGCACGGCUCCACAUGCUUUUGUCUAGGAAAGCUGACUUUCACCUUGCUCCCGUUUACUCCUGGAUGUGUGUACACAGUGCUGGGAAGGGAGACGCACAGACCUCCAGGCCGUCACUGUGGAGUUGUAAAGGAGAUAAAGAGCUCUCCGGGCUCCAGGUGCCUGAGUCUGUGCAGCUCUGCUCCCUGUGCAGCUUGCUGGUGAUGGCUCUUCGAAGAAGACUUUAGUGGAACCCUUGGUGAGAGAAACAGAGACCAUGGAUGCCCGAUGGCUUGACAACGUGGGCUCUGGAGACCUGCCAGAUGAUGAAGACAUUGGUGAAUUCACACCUCACUUAACUUCUGACGAGUUUGAUAUAGAUGACACAUCUGGCUCCGGAGACUACUCAGAUUAUGAUGAUGCCAUAUACCUGACCACUGUGGAUACUCCUGCAAUAUCUGACAACUAUAUCCCUGGAGAUACAGAGAGAAAGAUGGAAGGUGAGAAGAAAAACACCAUGCUGGACAAUGAAAUCAUUCCAGACAAAGCUUCACCUGUUGAAGCAAACCUGUCCAACAAGAUCUCCAUGGCAAGCACAGCCAACAGCAGCAUCUUUGAAAGAACAGAAGUUCUUACAGCUCUCAUUGCAGGAGGAGCAGUUGGCCUCCUGUUUGCUGUCUUCCUGAUCCUCCUCUUAGUCUAUCGCAUGAAGAAAAAGGACGAGGGCAGCUACGACCUUGGGAAGAAACCCAUCUACAAGAAAGCCCCUACAAAUGAGUUCUACGCUUAAAGCUCUGUGCCCUUUGGGACAAAUGGACCGUAUGGAAACACUGUGCCCUCCAAUGAGACGUGCUGAACAAACGCUCUUUUUGGAUUGAAUUUCAAAGUGACUUUUGAGGGUGGGGGACCAAACUUUCUACGUGACCCACCCCGCUCAGCUAACAAGGGUCCAAUGGAAUACAAAGAGUCUGGGGGGGGGGGGUUGGGGGGAAGCCUCGGUGUAUCUUUUUUUUCUAAAGCUAGUGUAAAAGCAAUAAAGAUGCCAAACUUUCUGCUUGUUUUUAUAGAGGGUAUAUGAACACCGACCAGGCUGUGUGGGAGCAAACGCUGUGUUUGCAGCCGGCGUGCUGCGCUCAGAUUGGCCGCUUCUAUGGAAGAUGGCUCCUUUACAAACCUUGCUUAACUACCAGGCAUCUUGUCCUGCAGCGGGCUGUUGGUGUGAAGCGUUUUUGUGAUGAGCUAUUUAUGAAUCUCUUACACUACCGAUCACGUUGCCUUACGGGGAAUAGAGGGCCCACGGGGCUCCAUAUCCCCCCACUGCCAUAAAGGGCCGAUGGGGAAUCUUCCCUAGGAGACUUCUGUCUGUCCCUGUGUGCCCCAGGCGGGGGGCGUUAGUCCGUGCAAUCAGGACAGCCCCUUUCUCUUGGCUGUGUGACACCCUUUCCUCGCCUUCACUCUAUUUUUUUUUAGGAUUGCCUGUAGGAUUUUUUUUAUAACGAAACCUUUAAAGAGGAUAAGCCUGAUGUUUAUAUGAAGUUUUGUAGAAAUUGUUUCGAAAUAAUAAUAAUAAUUAAUAAAAAAAAAAUCUACUUUUUUAAUUUCCUCAGAUUUAUUUUUUCAGUCCCUCUGUGUUCCCUCUGGAGACGUUUGUGAUCCAUACUCAGAACUGCAGCACUGAGCUGCAGGGGGUCGCAGGUUGUCUCUGCUUCUCCAGCAGCUGCUGUGGAGGUGAAGCUAUUUAUGGUUUUCCUGUAAUGUAGGUCUUGAUUUUUUUUUUGUAUUUUUUUUUUUAAUAGAAUUAUUUAUAGUUUCUGGAAUGGCUGCUCUUCGCAUCUGGUGACUUUUAUCCUUCUUAUGUAAAACACUAAUAUAAUGAAAUCUAAUGAGUCUCUGUGGAAACUAUUUAAGCUUUAUUCUGUGAAUUUUAAUUAUAAAUUCAAGGCAAUAACUUUUUUUUUUUUUUUAGAAUUAAUCUGUAUGCAAAAUUGGAUUCAUUAUAUGAUUGAAGUAGGGGAAAGAUUAGUAUUUCUAGCCUGUAAUAUAUUAUAAUCAGUCCUAUAGAGCUCUAUAUUAUAUUUUUACUGAGAAAUAUACGGCUAAGAGUGUGAAGGCUGGAGGUAACCCUUCAGCAACCCUCGCUCUGUUUUGUACUGCUGCUUGGCCAGCAUCUUGCCUGGAGCACAGGUGGGCUUUGGGUCUGCCUGGGUGGCAGCUCCCAGCUGUGGCUCUUGCAUUGCAUCCUGUGCCCGUAGCUCCUACCUCUCACACCCAUCCCCAGUGCUCCAAGAGCAGAGGGUGCAGUGCCUGUCCUGUGUCUGUGCUUUGGGAUGGUGUUGCGGGAUUGCAGCUGUUUUGGUGUGGUUUGAGGCCCGACUCGGGCAGGCAGCACGAAGCUGGUGGAAUCUAAACAGCUCCUCAAGCCUUCUGAGCAGGACUUUGAGGCUUGUGGCCAGAUGCUUAGAGGCAACAGCACAAAGCAAAGGGGCUUUAGCUGGUGGUGGCUGCUCCUUGGGCUGCAGUGGGGCAUUGGGCAGUGAUGUAUUGAUGUGGGCGUGGGAGGACUUUCCUGAGGGUCCUCCUGCAACACGUGUGUUUUUGGAAGCUGCAGGCUCUGGGGUGCUGAGAAACUGUGUGGAGUUGGAUGUAGGGGGGGAAGGAGGGGGGGGGGGGGGGGGACUCACUGCCUAUGGACAGCAGUGCCAGGAAGGCAGAAACAGUGUGUGCUUCUCUGGGUAUUUGGAUUCUCUCGUGUAACCGCUCUCGGGGAUUUUCCACUGUUACUGACUUCUAUUUUUCCACAAAUAAACUGGUACUUUCUAAAA